Aspergillus uvarum CBS 121591 is the source of this 1338-nucleotide messenger RNA. RefSeq lists its product as uncharacterized. Gene Ontology annotation, molecular function: acyltransferase activity, transferring groups other than amino-acyl groups. Lineage: Eukaryota; Fungi; Ascomycota; Eurotiomycetes; Eurotiales; Aspergillaceae. The coding region runs from base 109 to 927 and encodes 272 amino acids. The transcript has 2 exons. The record is from RefSeq and is a predicted model, not a curated record.
UGCCACCGGCGUAUAUAUAUUACUCCUGGGAUGCAAUGCCCCUGCUGCGGCCCAGGAUGGAGGCCCAAAUAGUACGUGCGGAAGAAGAGUGGCAUACAGUAUCCCGCCAUGCGGUUCCAACUCUCCGAGCUAGACCCCAAAUCCGAUGCUCUCUCCGAGUUCGUCACCUGCCAGGUUACCAGUUUUGGAGAACCAUUCCAGCCGAUUUACCGGUUCUUCUACCCUAUCUUUGGAGGUGAAUCUGAGGCACAGAAGCAAGAGGCGCUCACGAACCUUGUGCAACUGCACCGAGAGUGGGCUCGCGAGGACCCAGACUCUGUCUUCCUGCAGAUCAGGGACCGUGAUCGGGACAACCAGCUUGUUGCCGGCGUCUACUUCAAGGUCCACAGGCAGAACCCAUACGCGCGAGGAGGGAACGGAGACCCCGGCGGUGACGGCGAGGAAGAGCACGACCCGUCUGCUGCUCCGUGGUAUCCAGAGGGCCCUCGACGAGAGUAUAUCACGCGAUGUAUAGAGAUAUUCUCCGAGCCGCACAUGAAGCUUAUGCAGAAGCCGCAUGUUUAUAUAUUUGUCGGGUUCGUUUUACCCGAAUACCGCCAACUGGGUCUGGCAGACAUGCUCUUGGUCGAGGUUUGUCGACGGGCAGACGAGCUGGGGCUGGAGUCCUGGCUUGAAGCGGUUAUCGCAAUGGGGGUGACGAUCUACAGGCGCCACGGGUUUAUCCCCUAUAGCGGUGGUCUUCUGGUUCAGCCUGCUGCGACAGAAUUGGAGGCCCAGGAUGCAGAUUGGCAGGAUAUCGAGGCAAAGAUGCAGCCUCUGCGAUACUGGCCCAUGUGGCGGCCGCCUCGUGGAAAAAUAGAACUCGGGAAGACGAGCCCACCAUGGGGCGAGCCGAGUACAAAUAGGAGGUUUUUGGGCAGGCUAUGAUUUCCGAGGUGGCUAGGAAAUUUGCCUAUCCGGCAAUUGAAAACUACGUUGGUACCAAUCGCCUGUACAGCUACUGUCGUGCGUAUAAUUUGGCAUGCUAUUACCACGUGGGAUACUCCCCCCAUCCCGUUGAACCACGACAGUCCCGGGGCUGUUGUUUCCCCUUGAUCCAUCUGCCAUCCACUCAAUACUAUACCCGGUCCUCCGUCAUACAUGGCCACAUGGAAUCUGUUUUUGAGGCACACUGAUCUCACCUGCUAGAUCCCACCCUGCAUAGUGUGGGUCAGAUCAAUCACUGUCGUUGAUUUCCAAUAUCAACCGGCAGUAUAUAAUACGGCCAGAACUAAUUCAAAUACAGCAGGGGUCCUGAAGACAUCUUCGGCUGGUGUAGAGCAUAUUAGAACUACAACC